Molecule: messenger RNA, 2067 nt
Organism: Pseudovirgaria hyperparasitica
Lineage: Eukaryota; Fungi; Ascomycota; Dothideomycetes; Acrospermales; Acrospermaceae
Product: PIN domain-like protein
Exons: 3
Coding region: 199-1974 (591 amino acids)
Molecular function (GO): DNA binding; 5'-flap endonuclease activity
Source: RefSeq, a predicted model, not a curated record
CUACGUGAUGCGUACGGGCGAAGAUUUCAUCGUAAUGGAAGUGGUAUUGCCGUCCAUGGGUGGAGGUCAAGGAACAGCCAGCUUGGCGCGUCCGUCUCUGCCGUCGCGUCGUGCCACCCGUGUUGACGUUUGAUCCAUAUCAGCAAUCAUGAGGAGCCGUUUUACACCAAACCUGAGAACGGCUUUGUCAACGUCACAAUGGGGAUUCCUGGCUUAUGGGACAUACUGGGAGACGGUGAACUCACGUCCCUCGCCGAGUUGUCCACACGACACUACGAGCAGCAUGGCCGACCGCUUCGAGUUGCGGUCGAUGAAGCUGGUUGGCGUUUCAAGAACCUGACACCGCAGCAAGUAGCCUUUAUCAAACAAAAGGAGCCUCGUGCAAACCCUGUCGAGAAAGCUUUGCUAUUCCGUAUCUUGAAGCUUCGACGGCUCAAUAUACAGCCCAUCUUCGUAUUCGACGGGCCCGGACGUCCACAUAAAAGAGGCGGGGCUUCAGGGCACAUUGAGUGGGACAAAGUGGCACUCGUAUAUGAGCUUCUCAAUAACCUCGGCGUACCACAUCAUCGUGCACCCGGUGAGGCUGAGGCAGAAUGUGCAAGGCUUCAAGAACUUGGUAUAGUUGAUGCCGUGUGGUCAGAAGACGGCGAUAGCUUCAUGUUCGGCUGCACGCUGUUGCUUCGCGAUUUUCGAGAAGAUAAUAAGAAGAGUGACACUCACGUUAGGGUUCAUCGUGCGGAGGAACUGAAGACUAGAUACGGCAUCGAUCGGGAAGGCCUAGUUUUGUUUGCGCUAGCUAACGGCUGCGAUUACACGAAAGGAGUUCACGGCUGUGGAACACAAAAAGCUUUGAAGCUGAUCCGAGAGGAUGACGGAAGGAUUGGAAGAUCUCUUUGUCAGCGAGCCGAAAAUACUGCCCAGGUUUGGAAAGAAAGUUAUUGCGAGGUGCUGACGCGCCAUUUGGGUCCUCUGCCUCCGGACUUUCCUGACAAACGAGCUUUGAGGUAUUGUAAAAGCCCAACAAUAUCGAUGGACGAAGAGCUUUGGAAUCUGAGAGGGCUACAGCAAGGCUGGGACAGGCAGAUAAAUCAGACUACUCUACGAGGUUUCCUGAGAUAUCGCUUCAACUUUACAACGAAAACAUUUCUGAAACAUAUCACGCCCCAUCUACUCGUUCGCCAGCUUCUUGCGCAGACGCAAAAGCCUCAAGGUUCUGGGCCAAGAAAUCCCCAGAACAUUCAGUUGGUCCAUCAGAGAGUGCGCAAAGCGAGUGAAAACGAGCACCGAUAUGAAAGGAAGAUCAAGUUCGACCCCCAGGCUCUCGUCACCUUCGACCUUUCGGAACAGCCGCCUGAAGAAGACUGGUCUAAGUUCGUCACCAAAUCAGAGCCUUAUUUUAGCCCGAUUGCUAUGGUGGAAACCGAAAUUUUAGAAUGCACAUUGCGAGCGUCCUUACCACCAGAGACCUUCGAACCCCAUGUAUCUACCCAAAAGUCCCAAAAGAGGAAAAGCAACGUCACAUGCACUCCGGAGUCGACGUCAAACGUGGAACCAGAGGCCAAGCCAAAGAAGCGAAAGACUACUGCAAAGAGACCCCAAGCUCUUACCGAGACUGACAGAAAUAGCGACAAGGGAGCCCCCUUGUGGGUCAACAAGCCCCAAAGUAAAUCCAAGAAAGCGACUGUUCCUUCUUAUUCACAUACACAUCUUCACCCGCACCAGAUAUCCUCUGCUUAUCCAAAGCCCGAUGCAGCCUACUUGAGCAAGUCGACAGUCACUAUCGAUCUUGGAGAGAAUUCAGAUGACGACGAAUUGCCUAAUUUAUCGCAAAUCAUGCAUCUUUCAACAGACAGGAUAAGUCAUGGCUCUGCUGAAAGAUUGCCUAAUCCCAAAACUGCCAUUGAUCGCGCAGCCUCGACACUUCGACAAAACAACAAUACAACCUCUAAUUUUGAAUUAAUAGAUCUUACCUAAAGAUGUUUUUACGCACACGCGCACUUCAUAUUGCAUCAGGAUACCACGCACAACUAGCUAGAUGGAUGUACGCGCGCCAUUUCGUAUUCUACC